Molecule: messenger RNA, 727 nt
Organism: Castor canadensis (American beaver)
Lineage: Eukaryota; Metazoa; Chordata; Mammalia; Rodentia; Castoridae
Source: RefSeq, a predicted model, not a curated record
AUGGGCUCUUUGGGAAUACUUUGUUUUUUAAUCUUCCUGGAGAAAAGUUGGGGACAGGACCCAACAUAUGUCAUUUCAGCACCAAAAGUAUUCCAUGCUGGGACAUCUGAAAAUGUUGUAAUUCAAGUUUACGGCUACUCUAAAGCAUUUGAUGCAACGAUCUCUAUAAAAAGUUAUCCAGAUAAAAAUUUUAGUUAUGAUUCAGGCUCUGUUCAUUUAUCUCCAGAAAAUAAAUUCCAAAACUCUGCAAUCUUAACAGUACAACUUGUACAAUUUUGUGAAGGACAAAACUCAGUUUCAUAUGUGUAUUUAGAAAUUGCAUCAAGCUACUUUUCUAAGUUGCAAAAAAUUCCAAUAAUCUGUGAUAAUGCGUUUCUCUCCAUUCAAACAGAUAAAUCUGUGUAUACUCCAAACCAGUCAGUAAAGGUUCGAGUUUAUUCAUUGAAUGAUGAAAUGAAGCCAUCCAAAAGAGAUACAAUUUUAACUUUCAUAGAUCCCCAAGGAUCAGAAGUGGACAUCAUAGAAGAAAAUGAUGAUACUGAAAUUUUCUCUUUUCCUGACUUCAAGAUUCCACCUAAUCCCAAGUGUGGUGUAUGGACGAUUAAAGCUAAAUAUAAAGAGGACUUUUCAACAACUGGAACCACACACUUUGAAAUUAAAGAAUAUGAUGAAUCUAAGGAAAUUCUCAGGCCCAGAAGAGAUCUGCAGCAGAAAAUAAAAGAAAAAG